AUGGCGGGGAGAGAAUAUCAGUUGACAUACCAUAAUCGAGAAGUGAGGUUAAAUAAGUCGAUUACAAAAUCAGGAGACAAUAUUUCAGGUCGUUUAAUGGGAGGUAUUAAACCGUCAGAAGGAUUCAUCGAACUUUCGGCAUCAUCAGGUGAAUGGAUGAGAGUCUGUAAAGAGAGCUUUACGGAUAGGGUGGCAGAAGUCAUCUGUGGAGAGCUUGGCUAUCCAGGCGUCAAAGAUACCACCUUUGUGAAUGUGAAUACACAAAACUGUACGAGAGCUCCAAGUUGCGGAGAUGAUACGUAUCGUUUGGUGGAUUGCACGGCCGGGAAUUCAAGUUGCCAAUCUAACCAGGUUGUGAAAAUAAUAUGUCAUGAGCCCGGGUACAGAGGAUGCUAUGAGCUUCAAACUCAACAGUUACAGAACAGUUCAAAAUAUGCGUUUUCAACGGCGUCACAAUGUAUAUACUUGUGUAAAUCACAUGAAAUUCAAACUCUCGCUCUUAUGAAUGAAAAUGAAUGUUUCUGUUCCUCAUCUGCUGAGGUCAAUUUUGACGACUUGUCCACGUGCGAUAACCAUUCAAUACCCUCAGCAGAAUUUUCAAUUUAUGAUGCUUCAUAA
Messenger RNA from Lytechinus variegatus (green sea urchin), 618 nucleotides. RefSeq lists its product as uncharacterized. The coding region runs from base 1 to 618 and encodes 205 amino acids. Gene Ontology annotation, cellular component: membrane. NCBI's taxonomy places the organism in Eukaryota, Metazoa, Echinodermata, Echinoidea, Temnopleuroida, Toxopneustidae. The record is from RefSeq and is a predicted model, not a curated record. The transcript has 5 exons.